UUGAGAAAGAAAAAAAAUUUUCUUUUAUUUAUACACAAUUUUAAAUUAGAAUUAAUUAAAAAGAAAAAUUCUUUUAGAUUCCUAGGUUAGGUUUUUACAAAUUUUAAGAUAGGUUAAGUUUUAACUAUACACAUGAUUUUAAAAAUAGGAUAAGUUAGCCUAAGUUUUACUUAUACAGUUUAGGUAGGUUUUAUUUAUGGUUAUUUACGUGUAUGUCCUCUCUUUUUUUAUGUGCGUGUGAUGUUUUUUAGUGUCUAGUGCAUGUGUUAUUUAUUAGAGGAAGCGAAGAAUACGUAGAGCACACGGAGUGAAGAGUACAGCCGGCGCAUGUGACGCGAUGUUCGCUAAGAACGGUUCCACAUGCGUCGGUGGAGAAGAGGGUGGGUUUUUAGCUGGUAGGCGCCCGGUUAACGGGUGAAUCCAGCACACCUGGGACACCUUCCCAGAAGUCUUUUGAAGAUUUUUCCACCCACAACAAAAAAAAGUAAAGUUAGAUUCCACUCCUGAGAGCUGUAAGACCUUGACGUUGGUGGAGUGGCUCAAUAACUUCCUCUCUUCUCGGACCGUCUCGACGGACAGGUAGAGGGGAAUGAAGCUAAGAAACAGCUCAAAAAACAGGAGUAAACGUGGAGAAAAAAUCCGUAAUCCUACGUUGUUAGCCACCAUGGCUAUGGGAUGAAUGGCUGCGCGGGAUGAACGAUGCCUCUGGGAUACCAGGCGACCUCCCAGAGUACCUUGCCUUAGCGAGGUAAGGGCGCACUGCCUCGCCGGACAGUUAUUUCGGCCCCACUCGUGGGAUUAUUUAUGGAUAAUACAAAAACAAAAAAACGCAGAAGAGGAAGAAAUCUUUCGUCGGAGACGGAGUCAUCUCUGUCUCAUGACAGAAGGAGAAAAGUUCUGAAUGAUGAGGAUUACACGUCGUCUUCUGGUGAAGACGACAAAAAAGCUACUAAUGAGGAUGUGAAAACUGUCGAGGAUGACCUCGCCCGGGAGCUCUUCGAACAGGAGCUGAUUCUAAAACACAAGAAAAUGAAACAAGUUUUUUUCGAUGGUGAAACGUCGACCAUGAUAGAGGAAUAUUUAAUUGAAGAGGUGCAGGAGUCAAGCGAAGAGUUUGACUUCAGAAAGUCCGACCUAUUCUCGAUCCUACCCGGGAUCGAGAAAAAGGUCACCAAACCUUACUGGUGCCAAAGCACCAGGGCUGAAGAAAAAAAAAUUCAAAGAAAAUCCUGGAGGGAAGAAAACUCCAGAAAUGAUGAGACGGCCCCAGAGGCCAUUAUAGGAAAGCUCAGCGAGGUCGAAGAGAUAAUCGCGAGUCUAAAUAUUAAUAACGAAGAAAUCAAAAGGAGGAUGGGGGAAAUGGGAACACUAGCAAAAAAAUCAAGACUACGGAUUAUAAAAAAAACACAUCCGAGAUUAAUUUAAGCGGCAUAAAAUGCCAAGAAUGCCAGAAAGAAGCUGAAAAGCUUAAAAAAGCGGAGAUUGCCAAAGCAAUUAAGGCAGCGCUUGAAAAGGGAGGUUCCUUCAAGGAAUUUGAAGGAAUUAAAGAUAAAUUCUGGAAGGACCAGGUGUUCUCCAAAACUAAGAUUCUCUCUAUGAGGAGCCAGGAGGCACUGGAUAGAAAGGACUGUAUGGUCCUAAUAUAUCCAAACAGCGAUAAAGAGUCGGAAAACAUGACUCUCGAAAUCAGGGAGAUGGCGAAAUCCCUAAACCCCGGGGACUUCGAGGUUAUUGAGAAUUCGGUAACCUCCCUAAAAACCAAAAAAAGCCUGGAGGCACUAUGUCGCCAGACUUAAAGGGGAGCCAGGAAAAGACUUUGAAACGAUCAACGCCAUGGUCGGGGAGAACCUGGGCGAGGACACGAAUGUCCUCAUUCUCGGUGGGGAGGUAGCUCCCACGAGAAAAAUAAUAGAAUUUACCGGCAAAAGCGGUGGUAAUUACAAUAUGAUGGUACACCCGAGGGCCGCCAGAGGUAGGAGGUCGGAAAAGGGUGAAUCCGUCCUGGUCAGGACAGGAGACAGGCUCUUCGCCGAAGUAUUAAAAACUAUGCAACAGAAAGCUGACGUUGCGAGCCUCAACGUCAACAUUAAUAAUGUCAAAAAAACAAGCGGCGGAGACAUUUUCAUCCGCCUCAAAGGCAAGGGUCAGGCACAGACCCUAAAAAAUGCCAUAAAGAAUAAAAUGGAGGAGGUCAGUGUAACGACCAGGAAUAGGGGGACGGUUUUUAGCGUCAUUGACCUCGACCCGGCGGUCACCUCAGAGGAGGUGAAGGCUGCGGUCGAGAAGCAGACCGGCCUCGCAGGCCUAGUAGAGAUCAAGUUGAUAAGAAAUACGAAAUUCGGAGGGCAGAUGUGUCUACUCUCCGUUCCGAAUAAUAAAGCCGGCAAGCUCAGAGAGCUUGGAACCAUUAAAAUGGGAUGGUCGGCGUGUAGGGCGAGGGAGCGAAUAGUCCCUCUGAGAUGUUAUAAAUGUCUGGAAUACGGACAUAGUCUGACCUCCUGUAAGGGGGAGGACAGAAGCAAACAAUGCCUCAAUUGUGGUGGGCUCAACCAUAGAGCCCAGGAAUGUAAGGCCGUGUCGAAGUGCAUGGCCUGUAAAGUUGAUGGUCAUAGGAUGGACACCAUGAAGUGUCCAGAAUACAGAAAAUUAGUCCUCGAGAAAAAGGAUUAA
Messenger RNA from Diorhabda carinulata, 2670 nucleotides. RefSeq lists its product as uncharacterized. NCBI's taxonomy places the organism in Eukaryota, Metazoa, Arthropoda, Insecta, Coleoptera, Chrysomelidae. The transcript has a single exon. Bases 1834 to 2670 code for a protein of 278 amino acids. Gene Ontology annotation, molecular function: nucleic acid binding; zinc ion binding. The record is from RefSeq and is a predicted model, not a curated record.